AUGUCUAAGCUAACGGCCCCCUUUCACAAUAUCUUCUCACAUCGGAACACCUCGGUGACACCGUCAGCGGAUGUAACUCCAAUCUCUAGUGAUGAGCAGCAAAAAUAUGGCGAGACGACGUCCGAUGAGGCCCCUGAAGCAGAUGCUAUUCUCCACCCGGGAGAGCUGAACUUCGAUGAAGCCACUUCUGGCGGUUUAGGCCGUCACCUAGGACUACGUUGA
Molecule: messenger RNA, 222 nt
Organism: Pseudogymnoascus destructans
Lineage: Eukaryota; Fungi; Ascomycota; Leotiomycetes; Thelebolales; Thelebolaceae
Exons: 2
Coding region: 1-222 (73 amino acids)
Source: RefSeq, a predicted model, not a curated record